AUGGCGGAGCCGGCGGGGUCUGCUGUCCAGUCGGGCGUCACCCGUGCCAUGCCCUCCCACAAAACCUGGACUGAGGCUGACGGAGACGAAGAAGAGGUGCAAUACGAGGACGCAGAGGACGGCCCCAUCUUCUCCCUCUCCAAGAGCUCCAUGGACGUGCUCAUGGCCACGGAGCCCAUCCACCCCUGGGACCCGGCCGUGACCCGGCAGGACCUCCGACGCAGCUCCAGCACCAACACGCACACGGAGCGCCAGACCUGCAGCCUGCAGCAGCUGCGCGAGCGGCAACUCACUGAGGACGCCGCCGCCGCCGCCAACAAGGCGCUACCGAUCCCACGCCCCCUCAGCGAGCGAUGGAGCACCUGUAGCACGCGCAGCGACUGCAGCACCCCGGACAGCGUCAUCUGGAGGGGAGGACCCGGGCGCCCCAAGAGUCUGAUCCAGGUCGCCCCCUCGUCAAAGCUGGCUCACCCUGCUAGCCCGUCGCCGCCCUUUGACUCUCCUGAAACACCCCCCGUGUCGCCCUCCACCAGACCCCCCUUGCCUCUGUCUCCUUGCGGGAAGCAACCGCCGAUGUCCUCGCCUACACCCGCGUCACCGACCCCCGAGGUUCCUGCGAGCCCACCCAUCCCACCCUCCGCCCCGCCGCCCACCUCCCCUGAACCCCGCCGACUCCCCAGCAUGGAGUACGAGCACAUCCCGUCAGCCUGUGGCUCUCCCUCCUCUCCUACCUCACCUCCACAUCGGCCCGUCGGCCCAGGGAGCGACGGCGGCGUUGGGGCCGGUUCCCAUCGAGGCGCGCACCCCGUCCAAGCCUCGGAGGAGCUGCCGAGCGUGUUUGGGAGCGCACGCUCCGUGGUCGGGGGUGAGGAGGAGCACCUGCCGCCGACCCAAACAGAGGGACGAGAGCCGCCGAGACAAGGCGGGUCGCCAUGGCAACCGGGAUCCUCAGCCGCCGACCUCGGUGUCAGUCGCAGAUGGCGGUCCCCCUUGGCGUCCUCCCUGAGUGACACGGGCCUGAGCGCGCGCUGCAGGUGCAGCUGUGGUCAGUCGAGGCUAGAGACCCCCGGGCCUCCAGGGGGAAAGGACCACGGCAGGGACGAGGUUCAGGAGGAGCAGGAGACGCCCGGGUCCCCCGUGAGGUCGGUAGACGCUGCCGUGCAGACGGCCUCCCCGCCCGGCUCUUGGUCCGGCCUGAGGAAGCACACGUCCUUCGCGUCCGCCUCCCACAUGGGCUCCCACUCCGUCCUGGGCUCCCCACCCGGCUCCCGGCUCAACCUGCGCUCCCCCGUGGGCUCCACCUCCAACCUGGUCUCGGCCACCUCCAGCAUGUUCUUCCAAGACGCCGGAGAGGAGCGGGAGGAGGAGAAAGGGGAGGAGGAGGAGGAGAAGAGCAAGAAGAGCUCCUUGAUGUGGGAGACCCUCGCGCCCGCCGCCGCCGAGCCCCCGGAGCGCAGGAGGUCCUGCCUGAAGGUGCAGGGGGAGGAGCGGCCCCGGGGGAGGGGAGGCGAGCUGGGCCGGCGCGGCAGCAUGAAGCAGGUGCAGUGGGACGAGGAGGGCAUGACCUGGGACGUCUACGGCAGCUCCGUGGACCCCGAGGAGCUCAACGUGGCCAUCGAGAGACACCUGACCCUCCGGGGGGACAAGGACAAACAAGGACAGAGCCCCCCGCCGCCCAGAAGCAAGUGGAGGCUGAAGGCGGCCACCAGAGUGGCAGGGACCACGCUGAGCCAAACCAGAGCUGCUGAGGUCACCGUUUUAGGCUCCAAGGAGCCGCCACGGCUGGCCACGCCCACCGUGGACCCUGAGGGCGAGGCCAAGGCCGAGAGCGAGCUGGAGAAAGGCAAGAGAAAAAAGCAGGAGCUGGCAGCGGAUGUCGGCGGGAAAAGGAAGAUUGAAGUAAAGAGGGAGAAGGGGAACGGUAAAGGGGAAGAGAAGGAGACACCGGAACACAGGUCCUCCCCCUGCAUGAGCCUCAGCCUGACGAAGGGACUGAAGUGGCCCCGUGUGAAGCCCUGCUGCGGGGGCUCCAGCCAAGACCACAACUGAGUACAUUUUUAUUUGCCACGUUUUUAAUACUAUUAUCAACUUAUUUUCCGGAUGUAAGGCUAAGGUGAAGGCUGCACGGCAACAAUGACGUACAAGGUGGUGUCAUUGAUCCCUUUCGAAAAAAGAACGCAACAGAAGAUGGGCGUGAUCCAGUACCCUUGUUUUAAAUGGACCAAUGUAUAUUGCUGGACCAAAUGACCUCUGUUUCCGUCAACAAACCGUCUCCCUACACUGAGCUCACCAACAACAGCACGUGGAACUUGUGACUCAGCCUUCUGUACUCCAUUAGCUGACUUACUCGCGCCUCGCUAGGACAACACACAUACAAUAAGUUCAUUAAUGGGUAACCUUGGUGAACCACUGUGGGGGGGGGGGGGGGACCAUUCAGGCCCAUUCAGAUGAGCAGGCACAUUCUCUUUCACCGUAGCGAAAGCCCUCACUGACUGGUUGCUUCCACUGGAGUUAUUGUCAUAUUUCACCGGUUUGAGAUAAACAAGCAGACUUGCUGUUGAUUUAUGCCAUUCUUACUUAUCAUGUUUUUUAUUAUCUCUUUUAUUAUUUGAUUGACGCAUAUGCGUCCCUUCUGCUGUUGAUGAGUAAAAAUGAUUGACUAUUAUUAUAUUGUUAUUAAAGCUAUCUUUAGUCACA
Molecule: messenger RNA, 2697 nt
Organism: Gadus macrocephalus (Pacific cod)
Lineage: Eukaryota; Metazoa; Chordata; Actinopteri; Gadiformes; Gadidae
Product: arginine-glutamic acid dipeptide repeats protein-like
Exons: 1
Coding region: 1-2049 (682 amino acids)
Source: RefSeq, a predicted model, not a curated record